AAAACAAAGAUAAUGACAUGGCGUGACCUUCCUGUCUAACGUCCUUAGCAGCAAACAAGAUGUUGCUGGAGCCUAUGGCGUGAUGAGGUUUUGGUGGUUGCCUAUGUCUCUCCUUACUGUAGUUAUGCAUUUUCAACUGCAGAAAGCAUUUAUAACUUCAGAUAGUAUUCCAUGUCAGGAAAUACUUUGCCAGGACUGGACUUUACUUCAAACUGUUCUCAGAAAACAAGGUUACAUGUGCAGAUGCUUUAUAGUAAAGUGUGUCUACAUUGCAGAAGUGCGCAAGAUCAAUCAUAUGCCGUGCAUAUGGCUUUACAGAGGACAUCAUAAAAAGAAAAUACAGACUGCAGUAUUACCACCCAAGCUUAUUAGGAGCUUACUAAGAGGGAAGAUGCGUUCAUUAAAACAAGGCAUCACUUCAAAAACAUGUCUUAUAAUUGGUGCAUUCCAUGUUAAAAGAAAGUCACUCACGAAACUGGACAAGCAACCCAAAGAUACACCUUCUUGCUGCACUAUUGACCAUCAUUCUAGUCAAACCACAGAUGGAUUUCUAGGGGAUGCUUUUGAAGACACCCCUGAAAGACGUUUAAGGAAACAGGUGUCAGAUCUAGCUAAGAUGCUAAGUAAUGCUUUCCCAUCUGCUACAUGGUUGAGAAUGUUUAUUAAUCAAAAGGGUUCAACCAUCUGUCCCAUAAACCAGGCUACAAGAUAUUCACCACCGAACCAAGGAGUAGAAAUCAAAAUAAAUGACUUAGUAGAAAGCACUAUGAAAUUUGAGUCAUAUUCUAAUAAUGAUGCUGUCGUCUACAUGGAAAAAAUACUGGUGUUAUUAGGAAUGAGAGUUUUCCAAACGACAGCAAAGGACAGCAUAGUUACAGCAGAGACUAAGACAUUAGAUAAGGUACAAACAAAUGACUCAAUACACAGACACCAGGUUCCACGGAAAACGUUAAGGCAAAAAAGAAGCAUACGGAAGCCAAGGUCAACAACUGUCUUAGCACAGGACGAAUCGAAAGAUGAUGACAAGAUGACCUCAACCAUGUCAUUCAGUCAAACAGUUUUAAAACCACAUAAUGCAGAAGGUAAUACUAAAGAUACAAGCAUAACAGUGAGCUUCAAGACAGAACAUACUGAAAAAAGUGAGUUUGAAAAUCCGGCCACAUCUAGAAAAUAUGCAAAUACUGUCACACUUACAAAACAACAGAUGGGAAUUACAACAGUGCUGACUGAAACAGACUGUACAACAGAACUGGAGAGACCGUCAGCAGAAAACGAAGGAAGUGAGAAGAAAAUAUCUUCAGGGGGCAAAGAAAUCAGGACAAAAGUAGAAGCAGUUCAGAAUACCGCAAAAUUUGGUCAAAAACACCAGGCAAGCUUUGGUGGAAACAGAUUAACGGUGGCAAAAGCAACACUGGAAAAAGAAAACAGCGUAUCUGAUAUAAAUGACAAGCUUGAGAAAGAAAACUCUGAGCAAAGAGAGGACUGGAUAGAAAUGGAGAAGCCAAUCAUGGUAACAAGUCAACCUGACAAUUUAAUGACAAAAGCAUCCCAAACAAAUAAACCAGUGACAGCAACCACAUCCAGAGGGAAUAAACAUACUGGCAUGCUGACAGAAAAAGAGACUGGAAUCACAACAGCGCUUCCUGAAACUGAAUGUACAACAGAAAUUGAGCUACAAACACCAGAAGAUAAAACACCUGUGGAGAGAACAGAUCCCACAUAUGGUGAAAAAUAUGAUGGUUUAAGUUUAGAACGUUUAAAAACAAAAAGUAUGAAUGAAUUACUUACAUCAGCUCCCUCUGGAGCACAUGAAAAUACUGGCAUAGAGACUGAACAUGAGGAAACGACAACAGAGCUUCAUGAAACAGAAUGUAUAACAGAAAUUGAGGCACUAGUAUCAGAAGAUAAAAAACCUGUGGAGAGAACCGAUACCACAUUCAAAGAAAGUCAGUCAGAGCCUGUUGAUUUAAAUAAACAACAUCUUGAAACAGAAGAAACAAAUGAACAAGUGACACCAAACAUAUUAAAAAAAAAUGCAGAUUCACUGGAGACUGAACAAGACAGAAGAAUGACAGUGGAUAUUUCUGAAACUGAAUGUACAGAAAUCAGCUUGUCAACUGCAGAACAAAGAACAUCAUUGGGGAUACCAUCUAAGACAACUGAAGAAAGAUUGACAGUCACAAAUGAAUCAGCUAAACUAAACACUUCCACAAAAUACACAGAAUAUUAUAUUUCAACCAUACAAGAGAUAUUAAUGACAACAGAGACUCUUGAAACUGAAUGUACAACGGAAAUUGAGCUACAAACACCAGAAGAUAAAACACCAGCUACCAGAUAUGAAGAAAGACUUUUAGAACCUGUUCAUUUAAUUACUGGAAAUUCUGAUACAAAAGGUACAGAUGAACCAGUGACACCAAUGACAUCCACAAAAUCAACAGAAGAUUUCAUAUUGACCAGACAAGAGACAUUAAUGACAAGAGAGACUCUGGAAACUGAGUGUACAACAGAAAUUGAUUUGCAAACACCAGAAGAUAAAACACCUGUGAUGACAACAACUAUCACAUAUGAAAAUAAACAUACAGAACCUGUACAUUUCAGCUCAGAAAACACUGAGUCACAAGACAAUACACCAAUAAAUUCCAUAAAGUAUGCAGAUAAUUUCAUUUCAACUACACAAGAGACAUUUACGACAACAAAGGCUCUGGAAACUGAAUGUACAACAGAAAUUGAGCUACAAACACUAGAAACACCUGUGGAGAGAACAGAUAUCACACAUGAAAAAAGACAGUCAAAAUAUAAUAAUUUAAGUUCAGAAUAUCUAACAAAAAGUACAAAUGAACCAGCUAAACUAAGCACUUCCACAAAAUAUGCAGAAGAUUUUGUUUCAAUCAAACAAGAGACAUUAAUCACAACAGAGACUCUUGAAACUGAAUGUACAACAGAAAUCGAACUACAAACACCAGAAACACCUGUGAUGACAACAACUAAAACAUAUGAAGAAAGUGAAGAAAGACUGUCAGAACCUGUUGGUUUAAUUACAAACAAUAUUGAAACAAAAGUUACAAAUGAACCAGUGACACCAGUCACAUCCACAAAAUCUACAAAAGAUUUCAUGUUGACCAGACAAGAAACAUUAAUUACAACAGAGCUUCCUGAAACUGAAUGUACAACAGAAAUCAAGCUACAAACACCAGAAGAUAAAGCAACUACCAGAUAUGAUGAAAGAUUGUCAGAACCUGAUGAUUUCAUUUCCAGAAAUCCUGAGUCAAAAAGUACAAAUGCACCAAUUACAACAACCACUUCCAUAAAAUAUGCAGAUAAUUUAAUUUCAACCAGACAAGAGACAUUAAUGACAAUAGAGCUUCCUGAAACUGAAUGUACAACAGAAAUUGAGCUACAAACACCAGAAGAUAAAACACCUGUGAUGACAACAGCAACCAGAUAUGAAGAAAGAGAGACAGAACCUGUUGAUUUCAUUUCAGAAAAUACUGAGUCAAAAGGUACAAAUGCUCUGUCGAUACCAACAAAUUCUAUUCUGGCUGAUAAUUUAAUUUCCACCAGACAAGAGACAUUAAUGACAACAGAUGCUCUGGAAACUGAAUGUACAACAGAAAUCCAGAUACAAACACCAGAAGAUAAAACAACUACCAGAUAUGAAGAAAGAUUGUCAGAACCUGAGAAUUUCAUUUCAAGAAAUACUGAGUCAAAAAGUACAAAUGCACCAAUAACAACAACCACUUCCAUAAAAUAUGCAGAUAAUUUAAUUUCAACCAGACAAGAGACAUUAAUGACAACAGAUGCUCUGGAAACUGAAUGUACAACAGAAAUUGAGCUACAAACACCAGAAGAUAAAACACCUGUGGAGAGAACAGAUAUCACACAUGAAGAAAGACAGUCAGAAUACAAUAAUUUAAGUUCAGAAUAUUUAACAAAAAGUACAAAUGAAUCAGCUAAACUAAGCACUUCCACAAAAUAUGCAGAUUUAAUUUCAACCACACAAGAGACAUUAAUCACAACAGAGACUCUUGAAACUGAAUGUACAACAGAAAUCGAACUACAAACACCAGAAACACCUGUGAUGACAACAACUAAAACAUAUGAAGAAAGUGAAGAAAGACUGUCAGAACCUAUUGAUUUAAUUACAAACAAUAUUAAAGUUACAAAUGAACCAGUGACACCAGUCACAUCCACAAAAUCUACAAAAGAUUUCAUGUUGACCAGACAAGAAACAUUAAUUACAACAGAGCUUCCUGAAACUGAAUGUACAACAGAAAUCAAGCUACAAACACCAGAAGAUAAAGCAACUACCAGAUAUGAUGAAAGAUUGUCAGAACCUGAUGAUUUCAUUUCCAGAAAUCCUGAGUCAAAAGGUACAAAUGCACAAAUAACAACAACCAUGUCCAUAAAAUAUGAAAAAGAUUUCACUUCAACCAGACUAGAGACAUUAAUCUCAACAGAGACUUCUGAAACUGGAUUAACAAAAGAAACUGAGCUACAAACACCAGAAGAUAAAACACCUGUGAUGACAACAGCCACCAGAUAUGAAGAAAGAUUGUCAGAACCUGAGAAUUUCAUUUCAAGAAAUACUGAGUCAAAAGGUACAAAUGCACCAAUUACAACAACCACUUCCAUAAAAUAUGCAGAUAAUUUAAUUUCAACCAGACAAGAGACAUUAAUGACAAUAGAGCUUCCUGAAACUGAAUGUACAACAGAAAUUGAGCUACAAACACCAGAAGAUAAAACACCUGUGAUGACAACAGCCACCAGAUACGAAGAAAGAGAGACAGAACCUGUUGAUUUCAUUUCAGAAAAUACUGAGUCGAAAGUUACAAAUGCUCUAUCGAUACCAACAAAUUCCAUUCUGGUUGAUAAUUUAAUUUCAACCAGACAAGAGACAUUAAUCACAGCAGAGGCUCUGGAAACUGAAUGUACAACAGAAAUUGAGCUACAAACACCAGAAGAUAAAACACCUGGGAUUACAACAGCUCUCACAUAUGAAGAAAGAGAGACAGAACCUGUUGAUUUUAUUUCAGAAAAUACUGAAUCAAAAGUCACAAAUGCACCAGUGACACCAGCCACUUCCAUAAAAUAUGCAGACAAUUUAAUUUCAACCAAACAAGAGACAUUAAUGAAAACAGAGACUCUGGAGACUGAGUGUACAACAGAAAUUGAGUUGCAAACAACAGAAACACCUGAAACACCUAAAGCAUAUGAAGAAAGACUGUCAGAACUUAUUGAUUUAGUUACAAACAAUAUUGAGACAAAAGUUACAAAUGAACCAGUGACACCAAUCACAUCCACAAAAUCAAAAGAAGAUUUAAUGUUGACCAGACAAGAGAUAUUAAUGACAACAGAGCUUCCUCAAACUGAAUGUACAACAGAAAUCACAUUACAAACACCUGAAAAUAAAACACCUGUGGAGAAUACAGAUGCCACAGAAAGACACUCAGAACAUGAUGUCACACCAACAGAACAUGAAAUAACAUUAGUGCUUCCUGAUACAGGAUGUACGAUAGACUCAACAGAAAAACCUGCAGAUUAUUUGGUGAAACAAGAAAGGAAAGAAAUGAAGCCAACAAUGGCAAUGCCAAGGGUGGAAACUCAAUCACCACCAAGUAUAGAAACAGAAGUGCCAUGGCACGGAGAUGAAGAUGGUUGCACUGGACUAAUUCAUCGGACCAACUCUGGGUUGAAAAGAUGCCAGGAAAAGAUCAUGAAAAUAUUUGAUUUAAAGUCAGAACACCUUGCAACUGAAGGUACGAAUGAAUUAGUUACAGCAACAAAAUAUACAGAAAAUUUAAUUAGGAUUGAAAAUGAAAAAAGAAUGACAACACAGAGUCUUGAAACAGAAUGUAUAACAGAAAUUGAGCUACAAACACCAGAAGAUAAAACACCUGUGAUGAGAACAGAUAUCACACAUGAAGAAAGACAGUCAGAAUAUAAUAAUCUGGGUUCAGAAUAUCUAACAAAAAGUACAAAUGAACCCGCUAAACUAAGAACUUCCACAAAAUAUGCAGAAGAUUUCAUUUCAACCAAACAAGAGACAUUAAUGACAACAGAGACUCUUGAAACUGAAUGUACAACAGAAAUUGAGCUACCAACACCAGGAGAUAAAACACUUGUGGAGAGAACAGAUAUCACACAUGAAGAAAGACAGUUGAAAUAUGAUGAUUUAAUUUCAGAACAUCUCCCAACAAAAGAUACUAAUAAAUUAGUUACAUCCACCCCUUUAAGAAGAGAUGAACACACUGUCAUAGAGACUAAACAUCAAAUGGAAUCGAUAACAGAAGUUCCUGAAAAAGAAUGCACAAAAGAAAUUGAGAUACUGAUACCAGAAGAUAAAAAGCCACCAAGCAAAGAAGCAGAAGGAUCAAUGCCUACAGAUGAAGAUGGUUGCUUUGGACUAAUUCACCGUACCAGCUAUGGGAUGAAAAGAUGUCAGGAGAAGAUGAUUAAAAUUUUAUUAUACAAUACCACACCAAAACCACAAGAGCCUUCAACUGUGAAACAUAGGCAAGAGACUACAGAACAAUUUUUCAUAUCGCAGAAUGCUCUGCAAUCAUCACCUCUGAAUAAUAAUAAUAAUAAGAUGGACAAAGUUAAUGAUGAAGAUGAAAAUAGCCACUUCUACUAUUUCAAUGGCAAGUUAAAAAGAGUUGAAAAUCAUGCAUUGAUACAAGAGCAUGAUAACAACACGUACACUGAACAGACCAUUGGACUUUUAAAGAAUAUUUAAAGUAUUCUGUAAAUGAAACUGUAAUUACUUACAUUAAUUAUGUAAUUGUAGUUAUCUAAAGGGAAAUGACCGAUCGACGACUCACAGCUGGUCGCGCUACGUUACAUUUACAAAGACAUUUAAUCAACCUAUUCAGUUGAAAAAAAGACAUUUCUAAAGUAAGUUUAUGGCAGGUUUUGAUCUACGUUUCUUGUACUGAAGCUAUUACAAAAAUGUAAAAAAUGGUAAAUUAUCUAAUUUCGUUGAUGUCGUUGAUCUAAGACACACAGACAGACAGACAGACAGACAGACAGACAGACAGACAGAUAGAUAGACAGAUAGAUAGAUAGAUAGAUAGAUAGAUAGAUAGAUAGAUAGAUAGAUAGAUAGAUAGAUAGAUAGAUAGAUAGAUAGAUAGAUAGAUGAAAGGAAAAGCGUUACCAGAUGA
Molecule: messenger RNA, 7163 nt
Organism: Puntigrus tetrazona (Sumatra barb)
Lineage: Eukaryota; Metazoa; Chordata; Actinopteri; Cypriniformes; Cyprinidae
Product: mucin-17-like
Exons: 2
Coding region: 83-6736 (2217 amino acids)
Source: RefSeq, a predicted model, not a curated record